AUGGUUCUCAGCUCGUCUUCCUCUUCGUCUGCCUUCUGGCUUGGCUCGCUGAUUGUUAGCCUCGAUCUUCUGUUAGUAAGGGCGUAUGACAAUAGUAGGUCGGUCAACCUUGCCGUCUAUUGGGGCCAAGACUCAUACGGCUCCACUGGUAGCAACACCGCAUACUACCAACAGAACAUUUCGUACUAUUGUCAGGAUGAUGUGAUUGAUGCGAUCCCAAUGGCUUUUCUCAACGUUUUCUUCGGCGAAGGUGGCGAGCCAUCACUCGAUCUUGCUAAUGUCUGCAGCACUGCCAACGACCCUGUAUUUGAGGAUACCCAGCUGCCUGAGUGUCAGUUUAUGGCGGCCGACAUUGAGUACUGUCAAAGUGCCGGGAAGAUCGUCACGAUGAGUCUCGGAGGCGCCACUGGCGAUGCAGGGUUCGCCAAUGCGAGUCAGGCUGAGGGUUUCGCGCAGACAAUCUGGGACUUGCUCCUUGGAGGAUCAAGUAGCACUCGUCCGUUCGGCGAUGCCGUGUUAGAUGGCAUUGAUCUCGAUAUUGAGGGUGGUUCUUCGGAUUAUUUCACAAACUUUGUGUCUACUCUGCGAUCGCUCAUGGACUCCGGAGAUAAGACGUACUACAUUACGGCUGCUCCUCAGUGCCCGUUCCCAGACGCAUACAUUGGAAGCGUAAUCGAUGCCGAAUCGUUCGAUGCAAUCUACGUGCAAUUCUACAACAACUACUGCGGGCUUACGAAUUACGAUGACUCGAACGACUGGGACUUUUCGACAUGGGAUAAUUGGGCAAAGAACACCUCGCCAAACCCCAGCGUUAAGGUCUACAUUGGUGCGCCAGCUGCCUCCGCUGCAGCCGGCUCAGGAUACGUCGAUGCCGCGACAUUGGGAGAGAUCGCGAUCCAGACGCGCGAGCAAUACUCGUCAUUCGGCGGAGUGAUGUUGUGGGAUGCGUCCCAGGCGUAUGCCAACGACCGCUUUGACGAGCAGAUCAAGAGCUCGAUCACGGAAACGGGCUCGACGACGACUGCGACGACGAGCACGACAACGGCAGCGACAAGCACAACGUCGAGCACGACCACCACACCUACUACGACGCAGACGCCAACGACGUCGACGACAACUACCUCUGCGGCUACCUCCACGACGACGGCGUCUAGUGGUACGGUCGACUGCACCGGCGUAGCUGCUUGGGUCGCUAACGUUGCUUACGUCGGUGGUGAUCAGGUCGUCUACAAUGGCGAUCUCUGGACUGCCAAGUGGUGGAGCUACGCUGAUACCCCAGGAGGCGCUGCGGGCGAUUGGACAGAUGAUGGCGCCUGCGGUACCACAAACGCGGUGAACGGCUACGGGAAGGUGUCUUAUCAGCAGAAGGAGGCGCCCUUGACCGUCGGCCCGAAAGUCUCAGCAGUGCCCAAUCUUUCCUUAUCGUCGCGACUUGCAGCGCAGACCGCUGCUCCUGCUCGGCGAAACUCACGCUUCUUCAGAUUUUAG
Messenger RNA from Laetiporus sulphureus 93-53, 1488 nucleotides. RefSeq names its product carbohydrate-binding module family 5 protein. The record is from RefSeq and is a predicted model, not a curated record. Gene Ontology annotation, biological process: carbohydrate metabolic process. The coding region runs from base 1 to 1488 and encodes 495 amino acids. Lineage: Eukaryota; Fungi; Basidiomycota; Agaricomycetes; Polyporales; Laetiporaceae. Gene Ontology annotation, cellular component: extracellular region. Gene Ontology annotation, molecular function: chitinase activity; carbohydrate binding. The transcript is spliced from 14 exons.